GCCGCUCAACCUACAGCCGAGUCGACGGACUUUUUUCCCUUUCAUGCCUUUCACACCUGGACACACCUUUGGGGACUUUUAGUGUAUUUUUCGCCUUUAACUCAGGUUGUUUUUGUUUGGAGUGUGUUUUUUAUUGUGCUACUCCGAGUGUUAAGUGGAUGCACGAAAACUGUGACAACACUGAGUGUGCAAUAAAUCACCGCAGUCAUCAAAUCUGCUGGCAAAGGAAACAUAUCCUGUCCUCAUUCCUGUGUCCUGACCGACACUGCAUCUUGUUCCUGUAUAAACCUGAACGAGCUAGCAUUCCUUCCCUCACAAACAUUGGUCCUUCGAGCCGGAUACAGCCUUCAAGAUGCAGUCAGAUGAAGAGCUCCUCGCUGAUGUGAGACCCAGGCGUCAGACACGUCGACCUGCCAGGCUCCAGGAUUAUGAUGUGGACUACAUGAGAGAUCGUCCUCGAGACUCAGCACAGUGGCGACCUCUCCCCCUCCCCCAGAGCAGACUGCCUUCCUCCCCCAGUAUGGUCCAGUGAAUCUGAGUCACCUUUAAGCGCCCAGUAUACUCGACGCACUCGAGCUGUCGCGCGACAAUGUGACGUCAAAAUGACGUCGAUCUCGCUGGCGCGCCAGGAUUUUGACCCGGAGCUCUUACAGCGACCCCUCCCUCUAUCCUGACAUCAGAGCCAUCCAGGAAGAGAACGCAAAGCUGCUACAAUCCCAACAGGUUUUUCAGUCUACCUUAAAGGAACUCCAUGACGCACGGAAGGAAAUGAAGGAGCUAAUUGAUGUAGCCCGCUCAUUGAGGGAGGAUAUGGAACGGCCUACUGGCUCAGCUUCAAGUCACAGCAGCUACAGACCUCUGGGAGCCAGUGCUGCAACAUCCCAGCCCAAUCCCAUUUCACUACAGCCUAAGGAAGAAGCUGAGGAGGACUGGCCUGCUCCUCCACCCUGGCCGGAACCUGAGGAUAACCUGCCAACAGGCAGGCAUGAGUGGUCUCAGCCUGGGGCAACAAGACAGACACCAGAAUCACCCUCCUCACAGUUCCCCAGAUCAAGCCCAGUCAACCUAUAAGCCCCCUACGUUCGCCUCACCACAUCAUCAGCUCACCCAUCCUACCCCCUAUGACCAGGACCUGCCUCAUCCCCUGGUGCAGCCCUCUCAGUCACUCUCUCACCCUGCUCCUGCCUAUACAAGCUUGAGACCCCCACUACUGCCACAAGCAGUCCCUCCCCCAACAGCCACCAGGGCGACGCCCAGCUCUCUCCCCACUAACCACCCGGUACAGGCUCCUGUGUCAGAACUAGUGUAUCGAGGCCCCAAACCUACAAUCCCCAAGCUCAUUCAGCCAGACCCCAGUGAGUUCGCUAGACUCCGCCUUGCCUUGGAGAAUCUACUCCCCCCAGACUCUGCCGAGCUCUUCAGGUACCAGAUCCUUGUGGAUCAUUUGAAGUUGGAGGAAGCUAAGCUAAUAGCUGACGCUUAUCUCAAUUCACCAACCCCCUACACUGACACAAUGAGAGCUCUGUACGACAGAUUUGGCCAGCCUCAUCAGCUAGCUUUAAAGAAGAUAGCUAGUGUCCUAGAAGCCCCUGAAAUCAGACGUGGUGACUCUGCAGCAUUUCAGAGGUUCUCUCUUCAGAUUCAAACCUUAGUGGGUUUACUCAAGACUUUAGGCCCAGAGGGAGCGAUUGAACUCAACUGUGGCUCCCAUGUAGCUCGUCUCCUGACCAAGCUUCCAGCGGAAUAGAGAGCUGACUUCCGUCGCCAUCAGUUCAAGCAGCCUGGGACCUCACACACCCUGCAUGAUCUGUCAGAAUGGCUCAGCUACAAGUCCUUGUGCAUGAGCUUUGACAGCCAAGUCAGUACAAGAACCAACAGGGAAAGACAGCCUCCUAGGCCUGAUACUCGUCCUGGGAAACACAUGGUGACGGUCCUACACGGUCUCGGAGAGCCGGCUGAGGACGUCUCUACGUCCAAUCCUGUGAAGAAGAUACCUCCCAGGAAAGCCUACUGUGCAUACUGUCAGAGUGACGAACAUUACCUCAGUCAGUGCAGUGAGGUCGCCAAACUCUCUAAAGAGCAGCUCAGGGAGUGGAUUCAAGUGAACAAGCGGUGCUGGCGCUGUGCGCGGAACCACCAAGCAGCUCAGUGCACGCUGAAGAAACCCUGCAGCAUUUGCCAAGGGAAACACCUCCUAGCCCUUCAUGAGAUAAACUUGAGGCCAGGGAGAAGCAAUAAGGAGGCUGCAAGGAAGGAAGAGAGCUGUCUGACUAGCUCUGCCUCUGACUCCCUCUACCUCGACCGACCUGGAGUCAGCCCUCGGGUCAUGUUAAAGGUCGUCCCGGUGCUUCUACAUCACGAAGGGCGUAGUCUCAGCACCUUCGCUCUGCUGGAUGAUGGUUCAGAGCGGUCCAUGCUGUUACCAGCUGCAGACAAAUCACUGGGAAUAAAGGGGGCUCCAGAAGAUCUUCCUCUGCGGAUGGUCCGGCAGGAUAUCCAGGUCCUCCAUGGACAUAAGAUAUCCUUUCAUGUUUCUCCAACUGCAAACCCUAAAGGUCAGUUAUAAGAUUGACGGUGCCUUCACAGCUAGUCGCCUCAGCUUAGCUCAGCAUACUUACCCCAUAGAGCCACUUUAGAAGAAGUAUAAACACCUCCGUGGCCUUCCCAUCCCUGCCUUGAAGGAUGCCAGGCCAUCGCUCCUUCUUGGCUCUGAUCAGUCACAUCUCAUAACACCUGUGGAACCAGUCAGACUUGGACCGCCUGGUGGCCCUGCAGCAGUCCACACUCGGUUGGGAUAGACCUUGCAAGCUCCUGUCCGUUCUAUGGGGCGGCCAGCUGACUCCGUGCAAUGUCUCUUUACCUCCCUUCCACCACAGAUGGAUGAGCUGUAUCACCAUGUUGAGAGGCUCUGGCAGAUGGACACUGUACCUCACCGACCUGAAAGAGAAGUGACUCGGUCCAAACAGGACCAACAAGCAGUUGCAUUGCUGGACACCAAGACAGUCCGCACCGAGGUCGAUGGAGUGGGGAGGUAUGCUACCCCACUGCUACGUCAUGCAGCCAUGCCUCCAUUACAAGCACCUAAGGAGUCAGUCAUGGCUCUUCUGCGGAGUACGGAGCGGCGACUCCUGAAAGAUCCUGAGCGAGCAGCGAUCUACAGAGCAGAAAUGCAGAAGCUCAUUGGAGCAGGAGGGGUGCAAGAGGUCACCGAAGAGAAACCACCUGAGGAGUAUUGGUACAUUCCCCAUCACCUAGUCGCUCACAAUGGGAAGAAUCGGCUCGUCUUCAACUGCUCUCACCAAUACCUCGGGCAAACUCUGAACCAGUACCUACUACCCGGUCCCACCCUUGGAGCUUCUUUGGUGGGCGUCUUAUUGAGGUUCCGGGAGCACCCCAUUGCAGUAAGUGGAGACAUCAAGGGGAUGUUUCAUCAGGUCCGCCUCCUUCCUGAAGAUCGCCCUCUACUGAGGUUCCUGUGGCGUGACCUGAAAGUGGAUGAGCCCCCAAGAGUAUUUGAGUGGCAGGUCCUGCCCUUCGGUACAACUUGUAGCCCCUGUUGUGCUACGUAUGCACUGCAGCGCCAUGUUACUGAUCAUUGAUAUUAUGGUGAAUAUGUAUUUCUGUUGGGUUAUUUAUGUCAUUAUUGUUGUUGCACAUGUACAGGAGAGUUGUAUAUAUUUUUCUGUUUAUGUAAGCACAUUUGUUAUUAUGGAGAUGAAGGUAUAAUGUGAUUUAUUAUUAUUAUUAUUUCCAGAACUGUGACAACGCAAUAAAUCACCGCAGUCAUCAAAUCUGCUGGCAAAGGAAACA
Molecule: messenger RNA, 3810 nt
Organism: Dicentrarchus labrax (European seabass)
Lineage: Eukaryota; Metazoa; Chordata; Actinopteri; Moronidae
Exons: 2
Coding region: 2823-3599 (258 amino acids)
Source: RefSeq, a predicted model, not a curated record